Dovyalis caffra is the source of this 372-nucleotide messenger RNA. The record is from the annotation of a GenBank genome assembly. NCBI's taxonomy places the organism in Eukaryota, Viridiplantae, Streptophyta, Magnoliopsida, Malpighiales, Salicaceae.
AUGAGAGUAAACGAGGCAAAUUCCAGGAACUCUUGCUACUCCCAGGCUUGGUCCAAGGCUCAAAAGGCUGUCAAAGCUAACCUUGUUCUCCAGCUCAAAUGCCUGCUUUUUCGAAGUCCCGUAAUGCCAUAUCGACAUCAGAGACACAACUACUGCAGAAACAAGAAGGGGAAACCAGCCUCCUUUGUGUACUUUAGAAAGGCAUGCGCCGAAAUAGGACAAUUCCACAAAUCCGAAAAUUGCUACGAAAAGGAACGCAAGAAAAACAUCUCGCUUCCACACGGUACUAAUGAUCAAAAACAUCAACAAGGUUGUGAUAAACAUCACCGUGAUUACUGCCAGACCUGCAGAUUCAGUAACAGCAUUAAAUAG